Effrenium voratum is the source of this 291-nucleotide messenger RNA. The record is from the annotation of a GenBank genome assembly. NCBI's taxonomy places the organism in Eukaryota, Dinophyceae, Suessiales, Symbiodiniaceae.
AUGGAGGACCCGCUGGCCACCGAGCAGCGGGCGAAGCAGCGGAAGAGCCUCACGGACGCGGCCGCAUCGCCGAAGAAAGGCUCCGACAGCAAGGUCUUCGAGCUCUUCGGCGACUUUGAUGUGGACGCACUCUUCGAGGACCUUGAAGAGGUGCCGCAGAGCAAGACGCCGGAGGCGGCAGGUGCCGGAGGCGCCGUGGCCCCCGAGGGCGACAUCGACGACUUCUUCGACGCUUUGGGCCCAAGGAAGCGGCGGAGGGAGCGACGGCCGGCGUGGGGCCCUUUGCGCUGA